AAAUACUCUCGACAUACAUAUACUCUAUAGUCUGAUAUAAACAACAUCAUAAUAAACUCCCAAGUAACCACCACACAACGAACAUGGCAACCCCCCUCUUCACCCUCCCCAUCUCCUCCACCGGCGGCACCUUCACCUGCACCAAUCCCUCCCCCUCCGCCGAGGACAAAACCAUCUACAUCCUAACCUUCACCUCCCCCAAAGACAACCGUCUCACGCCCACGUUCAUCGAUGCCUUUCUCCUGGCCCUCGACAUCCUCGAACACCGCUACCCGCGCGGCGUGCUCAUCACCACGAGCGGGAUCCCGAAAUUCUACAGCAACGGACUAGACCUGAAGCUCGCGCAAUCCACCGACGGAUUCCUCGAUAAAUGGUUAUGGAAGUUAUUCCGUCGUCUACUCACCUACCCAAUGCCCACCCUCGCCCUCCUCAACGGCCACGCCUUCGCCGGCGGCCUCAUGCUAGCCAUGUACCACGACUACCGGCUUCAGAACCCGGCAAAGGGGUUUCUCUGCAUCAAUGAGCUCGAGUUCGGCGUCCCGCUGGAGGCGCCGAUGAUGAGCAUCUUCCGGGAGAAGCUGUCGGCCGUCGCGUUUCGGGACCUCGUGCUCGAGGCGAGGCGGUUUGGCGGGCCGACGGCCGCGCUGGAGGCGGGGCUGGUGGAUGGGUUGGCGGACUCGGUGGAGGCGGCGGUGCGGUUCGUGCGGGUCCGCAACCUGCAGACGAAAGCCGCCACGGGGAUCUAUGGGAUGAUGAAGGAGGAGAUGUGGCGGCACUCGUUGGGGAUUUUGGACGGGCAUGCGGAGAAUGUCGCGUGGAGGGGUCGCGUGGAGGGGAGGAAGAAGAGGGAAGAUCAGAUCCAGAGCGGCAGUUUGGGAACCAGGACCAUGCAGAUGUGAAAUGUGAAUGAGAUGUGAGAGCAUGUAUGUUAGAGCAGAAAAGAUAUCCGAACUCUAGGUUAUCGCAUAGAAC
Molecule: messenger RNA, 972 nt
Organism: Aspergillus saccharolyticus JOP 1030-1
Lineage: Eukaryota; Fungi; Ascomycota; Eurotiomycetes; Eurotiales; Aspergillaceae
Product: enoyl-CoA hydratase/isomerase family protein
Exons: 3
Coding region: 84-899 (271 amino acids)
Biological process (GO): fatty acid beta-oxidation
Cellular component (GO): peroxisome
Molecular function (GO): delta(3)-delta(2)-enoyl-CoA isomerase activity; enoyl-CoA hydratase activity
Source: RefSeq, a predicted model, not a curated record